Messenger RNA from Micromonas commoda, 564 nucleotides. RefSeq lists its product with no specific name. The record is from RefSeq and is a predicted model, not a curated record. Lineage: Eukaryota; Viridiplantae; Chlorophyta; Mamiellophyceae; Mamiellales; Mamiellaceae. Bases 85 to 357 code for a protein of 90 amino acids. The transcript has a single exon.
UGCGGUAAGAUUUGUGGCUUCGAUUCAAACACUAGAAAAGCUUGACCAGUUCAAACAAGGCCAAAAAAGUGCGAGGAGACGGCUAUGAUGUCCGGAUAUACACACGAAACCGAUGCGCAUUUGUCCGUGUAUGUACGAGUAGACGUCAUCACGAUGUGCAGCGCGAAUCACUCAGCACUCAAGCAAGGAAACGCCUGCUGGAAACGCCUGCAUAACGUCCUCAUCGCGGCCAGAUGGCUUGCCCAAACAGUUCAAAACAUCGGCAACGCCCGUCGCGUAUUUUUCCGAGUUCCUCACCUCCUUGGGGACCGCGCAUCUUUUGAAUCACGUCCAGAAACGGUCGGAUGGCUCCGGUAAGUCGCACACCACCCGGCGAAGAAUCGCGUGCGAUAUUCGCACAUGCUUCUUUGGGAGAUGGCCAAGAAUGCAACAUGACGAAGAAGCGAGUUACUCAAGCGAGAGUUCAGCGAACGGGCCCGCGAACAGUUGGAUGACCGUUGGUGGUCGAUGAAGGUAGCGGGAAAAAUUUUCCCAGGCCCGAGACCUUUUGCGAAGUCGCGCCGG